Molecule: messenger RNA, 3372 nt
Organism: Rhea pennata
Lineage: Eukaryota; Metazoa; Chordata; Aves; Rheiformes; Rheidae
Gene: R3HDM4
Product: R3H domain containing 4
Exons: 7
Coding region: 602-1426 (274 amino acids)
Molecular function (GO): nucleic acid binding
Source: RefSeq, a predicted model, not a curated record
UCUGGAGGGAAGAAUCAGCCUCCUCUGAGAAUAGUUGUAUGGGCAGGCCAGGUGUUAACUCUGCUUCUGUUUAUCUGAUGGAAAGGAUACCUGCCCUUUGCAAAUCACUUUGGGGGCUUUGUGGCAGGCAAGGUGUUGCUGGCUCCUGCCAGUGCUUUCUGGCUGGAAUCUGCCCCAAAUUCUCUUGCUCUCCCCCAGGCUGCAUAGUGCAAAUAGAAGUGAUGCUGGGAAACCAAAGGUUGGUAGGUGUACUCCUAGCUGCAUGUGGGCAUGUUCUGGGUCCCUCUCUGAACCUUGGAGUGUCUGAGAUCCUACUUUGUGGGGAGGCUAGCUGAGAUGUCUCUGCUCUGUGGAAGCAAAUGUCUUUAUUUUGCUUUGUGUGCUGGUAGAGUUAAUUACCCAGAACAUCUUGCUGCUAAUACACAGCUGCUUUAAACAAAUCAAAUCCUUGGAGCAGGACUUGGUUUAGCAGGGUAGCAUGCCAAUAAGGCUGUGAGUUGAAUGGUAAGGGGCCUGAUGCAGGAGGAUGUGAUGCUUAUUCCACAUAACUGAUGGUUGAAGCUCCCCCAUCUGCCUCUCCCUAGCAUGCCUACUAUGGCAGAUGCAAUGCAGCUCCUUGCCCUCUCAUUCCUUGAGCCGUUCUGGGUCAUGGAGAUUUCAGGUGUGCUCAGUCCCUUCUGUUGUGUCUCUCUAUAGGAGGAUUGAAGACUGCCUGCCUCCCCUGGAGGAUUCUCCGUCCAAGAGGUUCUCUCCCUCCAAGCGAAAGCAGUAUUAUAUCCACAAGGCCAUCCGCAACUCGGACCUCAUCCCCAAAGCCAAGGGGCGCAAGAGCCUGCAGAGGCUGGAGAACACUCGCUAUCUUAUGACGCUUUUGGAACGAGACGAAUGUGGGAAUGAUGAGGGAGAGCUUGCCCACUCUGCUACCCCAAGCAUCUUCACCGAGGCCUGUAACAACGAGACCUAUGUGGAGAUCUGGAAUGACUUCAUGAACCGGUCAGGAGAAGAGCAAGAGAGAGUUCUGGUCUACCUGGAGGAGGAAGCCAGGAAGAAACACAAGAGAAAGCUGCCUGUGAAGAGUGAAGACAAGUGGAAAGAGCACCCUGCCUACACACCCAAGGAGUGCUUUCAGCGCAUCAGCCGCCGGCUUCGCUCCACCCUGAAACGGGGCAGGAUCCCCAUGGGAACCCUGGAGUGUCUGGAAGAGGAGCUGCUGGCCUUUUUCUCUGUCACCCCUCACUCGGUCUACACAGCGUUGAUGGACAACAGCUUUGAGCGACUCCUGCUCCACGCACUCUGCCAGUACAUGGACCUUGUCUCUGCUAGUUCAGACAUCGAAGGGAAACGCCAAAUGAAAGUAAGCAACAAGCACCGCGUCUUCCUGCGCCCUGAGCUUCUGCUCUCAGACUACCUGGAGCAAAUGAGCUGAUACACCAAAGGAUGCCCUGCCUCUCGCUUGGUGUGCUGAAGGCUUCGUUCAUCUGCUCCUGGCCUCUCCCAGUUGCUUGGUCCCUGUCAUCUGGAUAAGCCUGGUCUGCUGCCGGCCUCUCCCCUUGCACAGUGCAGGGACCGUGAGACACAGCGCAGAUCGGCUCCAUCCGUGUGCCCUGCUUUGGGGCUCUUCCCUUCCCCACCUCUGAAAGCAGAUGCUUGAGAUGACAGUUGUGAUAUGUGGUGCAAAGCAAGGGACUUACAGCCAUGCCCUCCAUCCUGACGUAGCCCCGGGCCUGCUCUGAGCAACAGCACUCUGACGCCUUCAGGGAUAAGUGGACUCAGCCUGCAAGCUUGGCCCCUGGCUCAUGUGCGAAGCGCGACCACAGUCUGGACAGUGCAGGACUGAACUCGGUGUACGCUGCCCUCCCAGCCCCUCUGGCUGCAGCUGAGGGAUGGAAAGGGGUGAGAACUGCUCAUCUUGUCACACUGGGGUGGAGACAUUUGCUCAGCUGCUGGCAUGCUUACUGCAGAGGCCAGAUUGUCUGGGGGUUUUAUUGUUGUUUUGUACCCUGCCCUCCCCCCCCCCCCCAGCCAGUGCUCUCUGCUGUUAAUCUAGCAGAGGAACUGCAGGCUGUAUGGUGCUAUGAGAUAUCACCAUGCUCAGGGUGCAAGGUGUGGGCAAAGCAGGUGCCUAUCUGCUGUGCUUGCCCUGCUUCCCUGGUUGCUGCACUAUUUCCCAGCAGGAGCUGCUCUGCCUGGAAGUGUGUGUGUGUCUAUUUAUAGCCCAGGUGAUUUUAAAAAUGAUCAGGCUGGACCAGAACUGCUUGUGCGCACUGUGGGGCUUCUGGGGUGAUUUUGGCCCAGGUAUUUCUGUGAUGAAAUAGCUCCUUGCAGCUGCUGGCUCUUCCUCGGCUCAGGUGUGGCUGAGCAAACCCUGAGCAAGUGGAAGAGCCUCUGCUCUGUCACCUGCCUGGUGAGAAAAGUGUUUUGCUUCAGGACCAGCACUCUGACACCAGCAAUGGAGCUUAUAGUAAAGCUCAGCCUCUGCCCAACUCCUCAGUAAGGGCACCAAAAGCAGCUUGGUGAACAAAAGAGCUGCCUCAAAUCUAGAUCAGACCCAAGACUGAGGACUAGAGAGAAAUCCAGAGAGGCAAGAACACUUGGACCUGAGUUGAUCGGGACAAAGAUUUCUGCCUAAAGAGAAUCAUCCUGGCCUGAGAGGCAGGACUAGGCAUCCCUUCCCUGGCCUGAGCUCAGGGUCUCUUGCCCCAGUGUCUAAGCACUGCAGUGGGAGGCAAAGCUCUCCUGCAGAGUCCUUGGUCUCCUGGCCAGCCUGGUCUGAAUGACUGCUGAUGCUCUGGUUUGCAGUUAGUGUAAGAAACUGAUAUGCAGACCUGCCUUUUAUUUGGGGGGUAAUGGGCUGUUUUUAAAUAUGAUAUAGUGUCUUUUAUAUGUUUGUAUGUGUACUGGUGCAGCCUGGCUCCUCAGUGUCACAUGGCCAGAGCUCCUGCUGGUUGCCUGGCUUGCUCAGCCAAGGUGCUGAGGCAGAGCUUGGCCUGCCGGCGUAGCCCCUGUGGCUGUGUGGGACGCACGAGGGUGCUUGUGGGUGUUGUCCUGCGUGUUGGUGCAUGUCUCUGGUAUGUGUUGGGCUUCUUGUGUGUCUGCAGCAGCUAGAGACAUGCGGGGCAGGGGCUCACUUGGCUCUUGUCUGCAGCCUGUUCCUGUGGCACAGGGCACCUGCCAGUCCCAUUCAAGCCCAGCAGGCAAAGGAUGUCCCUGAGGAUGGGGCAGCAGCAUGCCAGGCUGUCGCCCACUGCAAAUCCGCGGAUGGAGCGGGGCUAGUGGGCGAAAGCCGGGAAAGCCGUUGCUCCUCUUGUCUUUUUUGUGUUAUGCAGAAGUGGGUGGUGUUGACGCAGGAACAAUAAACCUUGGUGCUCCUGA